CACACACACACACACACAAAGUAUUUUACUGUAGAACAUUUCUCUCUCACAUGUGUGGGAAGCAUCGUUGCCAUGACGGUGCCUGAGUCAGUGCACAGCAUAAAACCAAGAGAGAGACAGAUUUUUUAGGCUGGGCUUUACAAUCAGCAUAUGGUCGUGAGACGCUCAACGCUGAAACAUUGCAAAGAAGAAAACGAUAGAAACAAAGGAGAGGAACGAGAGCGCGCUGAGACACUGGUGUUGUUGUUUGAAUGAGCUCAGUGAAGUCUCUCCCGGGACACAGUAUGUGACGGGGGGUGCACAAAACGUCACUACACCUGCUGCGGGCUGGAAUAAAUGCACGAUAGAGAGAGAAAGAGAGAUGUCUAGUUUUCACUUUCUCAUUCGCACUAUAAAGAGCUUUGCCAAGGCAACUCCACGUGAAUCAGAUUUCUGGGAAUAAUCGUCUGUUUGGAUAAGAAGGUUAUUGGGCGGAAAGAAAACAAACAACAAUGCCCCAACGACGCACCAUUCAUUCCUGGCGCUGCCUCUUGUUCACGCGGUCGUGCGGUAUUUCCCGGUUGAUUCCCAUUAUUGGAGAGUGUCAGUAGUAGGCGGUGACCGGAGCUGCAUGCCUGCUGCCGGUGUCUCGAGCUGACCCGAUUCCUACAGCCUGCCCCCGGUGUAGAUAUGACUUCCUGGCUACAUAAAUACGGUUACCCGAGUCUGCAUUGCGUGCUGCUCUGCGUGGUAUUGGCCGCUAACAUCAUCGUCGGGAGCUCUCAUUCCGGUGAGCGUGUAUGCUCGUCUCCUCCUGUCUCGUCGUGUUCAGAGUGCCUCCGACGCGGACCACAGUGUGCCUGGUGCUUUGAGGCGGGUUUCCUGGAUGGAGCGGAGGUGGGAGAGCGCUGCGACCUGGUGGGGAACCUGGCAAGGAGGGGGUGUGGCCUAGAGUUCAUAGAGCAUCCAGAGGUCAUGGUGGAGGUCAAUGCUACGACCAGCAGCACUCAGGUGUCACCGGGAGAGAUCACCCUCACACUCAGACCAGGUGCUGAGGCCAGUGUGAUAGUAGCAGUACAACAGUUAGAGAGGUAUCCUGUUGAUCUAUACUACCUGGUGGACGUAUCAGCAUCCAUGCAGGAAAACCUGGACCAGCUGAAGACGGUGGGCGUAGCCUUGUCCCACCGUAUGAGAGAACAUUCCAGUGAUUUGCGUCUGGGGUUCGGCUCCUUCGUUGACAAACCUGUCUCCCCCUACAUCAAUGUACACCCCUCUAAGAUAAAUAACCCCUGCAGUGACUAUGAGGUGAAGUGUCGCCCAGCCCAUGGCUUCCACCAUGUUCUUAGUAUGACGGCAAACAUGUCCGAGUUUACACGCAUCAUCAAGAGACAGAGGAUAUCAGGCAACAUGGACACACCAGAGGGAGGGUUGGACGCUAUGCUCCAAGCUACUGUAUGUCAGGGUGAGGUGGGUUGGCGUGGGGAGGCCAAGCGUCUGUUGUUGUUGAUGACAGACCAGCCUUCUCACCUGGCGUUGGACAGCAGACUGGCUGGUAUAGUCACACCCCACGAUGGCCUCUGCCAUCUGGAGAACAACGUCUAUAUGGAGAGCACUACCAUGGACCAUCCCAGUUUAGGCCUGUUGGCUGAGAAGCUUCUAGAGAACCACAUCUACUCUCUCUUUGCUGUGGAACAAUUACAAUAUCAGUGGUAUGAGGAGUUGGUCAGGUUGCUACCAGGCUCCAAUCUCCUGUUCCAGGCUCCCAAACUUAUAGAUGUGGUGGUGGAUGCAUACAAGAGGUUGUUGUCAGUUGUCCAGGUGUCUGUGUCAGUGGAGGACAGAGCAUUCAGCCGUUUCCUGGUCAGCGUCUCUCCUCUCUGUCCAGAAGGAUCUGUAUCCCACGACAACCGCAGCUGCUCCAACGUCCAGCCCAACCAGACGGUCUACUUCAACAUCACCAUCGGUCUGCACUCCUGUCCUGACGAUGAUGAUGACGACGUGGUCCAGGUCUUCGUCAGGCCCGUGGGUUACAAUGAGUCAUCCAUCAUCAAGGUUCACUCACGAUGUCGCUGUCACUGUGGACCGGACUGGCAUUGCCACGACGAUACCACAUAUCAGUCAACGUGUGGUGAGGUCACCCCAGAUACAGACCGUAAUAAUCAAGACAUGAACAAUCGGGACAUGCACACACACACACCGGACCUAGACCCAGAGCACACACACACACGCCCUCACACACACACACCGGACCUAGACCCAGAGCACACACCCACACGCCCUCACACACACGGACCGGAGUGGUCACGGCAGUGUCGUGCGGAGGGAUCGGGGGUGGACUGUAACGGUCGGGGAGUGUGUGUGUGUGGGAAGUGUGUGUGUGAGAGGAACAGUCUAGGAACAGUGUAUGGACAGUACUGUCAGAUGGACGACUACUCCUGCCCCUACCAACACGGACUACUGUGUGGAGGGCGAGGUAUGUGUGUGUCUGGUGAUUGUGUAUGUGAAGAGGGCUGGACAGGAGAGAGCUGCAGGUGCCCAGUCUCUACGGCAAUCUGCCUGUCCGACAACGGGUUGCUAUGCAGCGGGCGUGGCAGGUGUGUGUGUGGCAGAUGUGUGUGUGACAACCAUCAAUAUUCCGGAGCAUUUUGUGAGAGAUGUCCCACCUGCCACAGCUCCUGUCAGUCACACUGGAGGUGUAUAGACUGUCACUUGUCUCACGGUCUGUCUCAGAGAGAGGCUGGGGAGUGCAACCAUACCUGCAUCCCAUUAGUGGGUUACGUCAAUGAUGUCACAGUCCUACUAGGCCAGGUAUGGAGACAGUGUGUGUAUAAGAAAGACAACUGUUACUAUCGCUUCCACACUGCACUUGUCUCAGGAAAUACUCUUCUACAUUUCAACACACAACCUGAGUGUGUAUCCAGUAGGCGGUAUGUGGGGACCUUCCUCAGUGUGUGUGUGUUGACAUUCCUCCCUGGCUUGGUGAUGCUGGCUGUGCUGGUGCUGCUCCUGCACAGACGAUCUUUGCCACAGGGUGGCGCCACUGAUCAACAAUACAACCCUACUGGCAAGGAUCUGUCACACGUCCCAAAGACCAAUGAGAAGACGGUAUCCUACAGGAGGGACCGCCCCCCGGGCCCUGACCGACCAAUGGAGAUGCAUAUCACCGUUCCCAAGAUGCCCCUGGGCGAACCCUGGCAGUAAGGGGUCAGGGGUUAGAGGUCAACGGUUGAAGUGGGCCAAUGCUGACCGGUACAAAAAAGCAGCAACUCUAAUGUUAUACUGCUUGAGAACCCGGCACCUGUGAAAUGCAGGUACAGUAAAAUGACAGUGAGCAGGGCAACAGGAAUCUUCUCUCAGUACACUUGCACUGGUUACAGGUUAGGGGAAGGAUAGUAAAUCAUGAAAAACUGGACAGAGUAACACUCCAAACAGGAGUCUUGUUACUGAUACUGUAAUAUUAUGUGGCUUUAUGGACUGGCAGCCAUUGAAAGGUACUGAACAUUGAUCGAUUUAUCAAUGCUAAAUAUUUAUGCUUUUAUUACAGAGAACACUACAAGUUUAUUAGUUUACUUGAUCUCUCUCUCUCUCUACUCAACCUGUAUGUCCUGUGUUAGCUGGCCACCUAGUGGUCAGUGGUGAAACGACAUAACAGAAUGGGAUGAAUGAAUAAUUGGAUGAAUGAAUGAAUGAAUGAAUGAAUGAAUGAAUGAAUGAAUGAAUGAAUGAAUGGUGACCUUGCACCAGCAGUAACGUGUGAAUAUGUGACACUCCACAAUCAUUACCUUUUUUUUUUACCUACCGCCAGAUCUACUUGAUUUCUUUAUUUUAUGUGCCUGGCAUAACUGGAGUUUUGAGAGGACAGGUAGCCUCCAACAGUUGUUAAUGUACAGUACCGGUAUCUAGUUUUAAUAUUUGAAACAAGCAUUCAUUUUAAAUUAGCAUACUUGUGGAGAGACAGAGUAGAGAUUUGCACUAGCAUCGUUACGUAGCAUGAUAGGUCGUAGUGUUGUCAGACUACUGAGCGCUAAUUGGCUCCUGAACUAUUGGGAAGGCUGCUGAUUGGCUCCUAAACUACUGGGAAGGCUCCUGAUUGGAUCCUGAACGUUCCAUAUUACACUUCUAUCUACAAGAAUUCCAGUAAACAAAACUAUGAAUAAUAUUUAAUAAUGCAUUUGUUGCAUGUUCAGUUUUUCUUUACAUCUGAUGUUUUGAUGUUUACAGCAUUCAUUAGCUGCUAAUUUAUUUAGUCCAUAACACUAAUAUUAUUAUUUAUUGUGAUUUAUUUCAAAAAAAAAAGUUUAUUGUAAUUUUUGUAUUCUAUUUUUAAUUAAAGGUACUGACUGGCUACAGGACUGUAAUAUUACAGGAUUGUAGCUCAAUGUUAAAUGAAUCAGCAAAUAUAAAAAUGAUCUCUCUAUCUGGCAGACUUGGGUCAAAUACUUUCAAAAACUGGUAUCACAUUAUUAGAAUGGUACCCAUUGUCUCACGUCAGAAAGCUUGACAACCUGCAUAGUUCAUGGCCACUCUGAAGACAAUGAAGGGCACCUACAGCACAUUUGAAAAGUAUUCGGACCCCUUGACUUUUUCCACAUUUUGUUACGUUACAGCCUUAUUCUAAAAUUGAUUAAAUUAUUUAAUUUUAUCAUCAAUCUACACACAAUACCCCAUACUGACAAAGCAAAAACAGUUUAGAAAUCUUUGCAAAUUUAUACAAAAACAGAUAUCACAUUUACAUAAGUAUUCAGACCCUUUACUGAGUACUUUGUUGAAGCACAUUUAGUGGUGAUUACAGCCUCUAGUCUUCUUGGGUAUGACGCUACAAGCUUGGCACACCUGUAUUUGGGGAGUUUCUCCCAUUCUUCUCUGCAGAUCCUCUCAAGCUGUAUCAGGUUGGAUGGGGAGCGUUGCUGCACAGCUAUUUUCAGGUUUCUCCAGAGAUGUUCAAGUCCGGGCUCAGGCUGAGCCGCUCAAGGAUAUUCAAAGACUUGUCCUGAAGCCACUCCUGCGUUGUCUUGGCUGUGUGCUUAGGGUCGUUGUUCUGUUGGAAGCUGAACUUUCGCCCCAGUCUGAGGUCCUGAGCGCGCUGGAGCAGGUUUUCAUCAAGGAUCUCUCUGUACUUUUCUCCGUUCAUCUUUCCCUCGAUCUUGACUAGUCUCCCAGUCCCUGCCGCUGAAAAACAUCCCCACAGCAUGAUGCUGCCACCACCAUGUUUCACCGUAGGGAUGGUGCCAGGUUUCCUCCAGACGUGAUGCUUGGCAUUCAGGACAAAGCGUUUAAUCUUGGUUUCAUUAGACCAGAGAAUUUUGUUUCUCAUGGUCUGAGAGUCCUUAGGUGCCUUUUGGUAAAGUUCAAGUGGGCUGUCAUGUGCCUUUUAUUGAGAAGUGGCUUCCAUCUGGCCAAUCUAUCAUAAAGGCCUGAUUCGUGGAGUGCUGCAGAGAUGGUUGUCCUUCUGGAAGGUUCUGCCAUCUCCACAGAGGAACUCUGGAGCUCUGUCAGAGUGACUAUCGGGUUCUUGAUCACCUCCCUGACCAAGCCCUUCUCCCCCGAUGGCUCAGUUUGGCCGGGCGGCCAGCUCUAGGGAGAGUCUUGGUGGUUCCAAACUUCUUCCAUUUAAGAAUGAUGGAAGCCACUGUGUUCUUGGGGACCUUCAAUGCUGCAGAAUUAUUUUGGUACCCUUCCCCAGAUCUGUGCCUCGACACUAUUCUGUCUCGGAGCUCUACGGACAAUUCCUUCAACCUCAUGGCUUGGUUUUUGCUCUGACAUGCACUGUCAACUCUGGGACCUUAUAUAGACAGGUGUGUGCCUUUCUAAAUCAUGUCCAAUCAAUUGAAUUUACCAUAAGUGGACUCCAAUCAAGAUGAAUCCAUUUUAGAAUAAGGCUGUAAUGUAACACAUUGUGGGAAAAGGAAAGAGGUCUGAAUGCUUUCCGAAUGCUCUGUACAUAAGGAUUUCGUUACAGGUGCAUAACCCACAAAUAAGUCAUCCAUAAGCAGUGGUUACGUUUUUUACAAAAUUCUUAUGUCAAGUUGAUAAUUUCAGCACAUCAGUCAGUUUGUGCGGUACAAUGAAACUAAUGCAAUAGCCCCAAAAGUUCAAACUCAAAGCUAAAUCUCUAGCUAUUUGACAUGUAUUUGACCUCAGACUGCUAACUGGGCAUUGUGUUUGUAUAAUAAAAGAUGCAUGUGAUUAAGAGUUCCUGUAACAUGAAUGUUUUAAUGAAAUGAUUAAGUGUUAGAUUUGAACUGAUGUCUAACUCGUUCUGAUUCUUUAUAAACCUCAAGUGUGUUCACUCAUUAGUAAAUGUAUCAUAAGCUGAAGUGACUAUCCAUUCAUUGAGUUUAUUAGACAGUUCAAUAGACACACAGCCACACCAAUGCAAUUGAAGACAUAUGAUCUAGUCAUAUUUUCCAAAAUAGAGUAGAUGCACAAGAAUAAAGCAGGAAAGCAUGUGGUCUUUUCUAUUCCUUCA
Molecule: messenger RNA, 6448 nt
Organism: Oncorhynchus kisutch (coho salmon)
Lineage: Eukaryota; Metazoa; Chordata; Actinopteri; Salmoniformes; Salmonidae
Gene: itgb8
Product: integrin, beta 8
Exons: 16
Coding region: 670-3180 (836 amino acids)
Biological process (GO): cell migration; cell adhesion mediated by integrin; integrin-mediated signaling pathway
Cellular component (GO): focal adhesion; cell surface; integrin complex
Molecular function (GO): integrin binding
Source: RefSeq, a predicted model, not a curated record